AUGAAAAGACUGCUGGAAAGUCAGCUACACCAAAGUCGCAACGAUGCUGUCGCGCCAUCGCACAAGAAGACGCCAGAGCAGUUGCCACGUCUAACGGCCAAAGAGCAGCUUCCGCGAAGGCGCGUGUCUCCUCUCGGACGACGCCGAGUAAUUCCGCAGGAGUCGUCAGAUCCACCUAAUCAAGAUACUCACACACGUAUCGAACAAGGGAGGCUACCCAUACAGGGCUCGACAAAGAACCCUUCUUCACUAGCAGCACGCAGGGAUAGCCGGCAGAUCUUGGCCGACGACAUAGGAUUGGCCAAAUCAGGAGGCAGCUUAUCGGAUGAUGCUACGGCUUGUGGACCGAAGCCAGAGAGGGCAGCCGAGCUUUCGCAGGCGACGGAACAUUCACAAGGGACUAUGGCCAAAUCGUUCUCUGCAGCACACAAAGAUGACCCAAGCUUCGUGUCACCACAGAUAGAGCAAGCUGUAGCGGAUCCGCACGGGGCGAAGAGCAGCGAUACCGACAAUCAGCCGCCGAACAGGAAGGAGUGCCUUACUGGUUUGACUUUCGUGAUUGGCCCUAUGUCGGGCAACAUGUUUUACCAGACCAUGGAACUCGUCCGACAACACGGCGGCGCAGUACACUCUGUAACUUCGUGUGCCGAUCCCCCUAGACCGUGGUACUUUCUUCAUCGUACAGUAGUCGAAAAUAGUGUUGGUGUGUGGAGGAUGACUGGCAAGCACAGAACAAAGGGAAUCGAGGCAGAAAAGCUCGAGGAGUUUGUGAAGCGCAAGCAUGCGGAUCAUGUGAGUGAGCGGGAGACUACUGUCACACAGCCAAGGCAGGCAGCCGGUGAUACUGCUGCUUCACCUCUCAAUGAUGUCACUCCGGACCGGGGCAGGAUCAGGGAGGGCGUGCAGGCUGGUAGUGACCCAGUCAUUGUCGGCGCGACCCACAGCCGCAGUCUUCCCGCUGCGUCCUCCACAGACGCUACAUCGAAGAAGAAGCAAAGCGCAGAGAGCGUGCGAUCCAAGGACCACCCAGUCACAGUGGGCGGGACCCCUACCCUCGACGGUAGUGCCUCAUCUGGCAAGAAUACGACAACGAACGAGGGCAAUGGCAGCGCAAACGUGCAGUCUAAUGUCGAUCAAACUAUGGUUAACAAAGCUCCUGUUGUUGACAAUAGUUCGACUUUCCAUCCCAGUGUUAGUGGUAAAACGACUGCUGCAGCCGACACUCCCGACAUGGGAGACAUCCCCGCUACAAUGCGCGCCACUGUGCCAACAGCUCCAGCAAUUGCGGCUUUGCCACUCUCACAGCAUGUCGAACAUGUACUCGGCAAACAACUGGAGGAGCUCCGUGUAGAGAACGAAUACUGGACCAAAGUUGCCCUAAAGCGAGCACGACGUACUACAGAACGGCGAGGCGCCGCACAAGAUUCCCAAGACAACCCGCAACACAACAACACGCCAUUCUCCUUCGCCACCAUGAAGCCUAUCCAGCGUUUUACGGACAGUAAAGCCAAGAAACAACUUCCUAGCAGCUAA
This is a messenger RNA of Baudoinia panamericana UAMH 10762, 1533 nucleotides long. RefSeq lists its product as uncharacterized. Bases 1 to 1533 code for a protein of 510 amino acids. The transcript has 2 exons. The record is from RefSeq and is a predicted model, not a curated record. Lineage: Eukaryota; Fungi; Ascomycota; Dothideomycetes; Mycosphaerellales; Teratosphaeriaceae.